Messenger RNA from Cyprinus carpio (common carp), 318 nucleotides. RefSeq names its product lithostathine-like. Bases 1 to 318 code for a protein of 105 amino acids. NCBI's taxonomy places the organism in Eukaryota, Metazoa, Chordata, Actinopteri, Cypriniformes, Cyprinidae. The transcript has 3 exons. The record is from RefSeq and is a predicted model, not a curated record.
AUGAACUGGAAAAACAACUUUCUGAUUGGUCUGUUGCGUUCUACUACGACCCGAUGUUGGCUUGGUGUUCAAGAUGCUGUAGAAGAAGGACAGUGGUUGUGGAGUGAUGGAACUCCAUAUGACUACAGCAACUGGUGCUCUAAGGAACCUAACAAUCUAAAUGUCGGGAACUUUGUGGAGAGAUCAACUGGACCUCUGACCGUUGCUGGAAUGAUGCAAGCUGCUCAACCUCAAUGGGCUAUGUUUGUGCUAAAGACUGUGAGCUAUGCAGUGGUUUCGUCACUGGUCGUUGAUUGUGCUUUACAUUUAAAGUUCUGA